Molecule: messenger RNA, 1341 nt
Organism: Magallana angulata
Lineage: Eukaryota; Metazoa; Mollusca; Bivalvia; Ostreida; Ostreidae
Exons: 5
Coding region: 1-1341 (446 amino acids)
Source: RefSeq, a predicted model, not a curated record
AUGACGCGUAGAAGUGUCGCCUUUAGUAUGUGUAUUUUAAUUUAUUGGUGUAUUUUUACAGUCUUAGCCAGUAGUUGCUCAGUGAAUGAUUUCGACAUUGCUGCAGACAACGCUGUUAUAACUUGUAUGACCAAUGUGUCGUGUGAGGCUGGGUGUUAUCGUGGUUACAUAUUUCCGAAUGGGCGGACUAAUGAAUCAUAUAUUUGUCAGGAUGAGUUGUGGACACCGGUGAUAUCGACAUGCAAACCAAUUCCUGAAGUUUCUGUAAAGUAUGCAGUCACUUGGUUUUUUUCGGAAGUUGUGCCAUACCAAUGUGGGAAUAUCACAGCAAAAUUUAAUGAUUCAAAAGAAAUACUAGAGAAGACAUUUGCAUCCGUGUGCAAAACAAUUAAUAAGACUAUCUUUUUCACGUAUUCUACGCUGUCAUUUACGAUUACUGCAACAUUUACUGCAAAAUACAACAAUUUCUCAAACUGGAAUGCACUUGAAAAGUGUAAAACUUUGACCAUCAUAUCGUUUAAAAAACUAUCAGUCAUUAAGACAAUAUUUGACAAUGUAUCUUGCGGAAACUCCCACCUAAAUCGCACGAUUUUGAAAGAAUUCCGUAUUGAAGACAGUCAUGAGCAAUGUUCAAAUGGAAUGGAAAUUCACAACGUGACAAGAUCAUCGGGUGGAACCUUUGGUGUAUAUUGUGAUUGUAUUGUGCCUGAGAUGACUGAAGAAGUAAAUACCACAAGUAGUUUGAGCAUUCGUAAAUGCACCACUUCUGUCACUGAAACUACAAAAUUCAACACAACUACGAAAGUUGGUCUUUCAUUAAGAUCAAGUAACGACGUUAUUGUGCAGCAGCAGAGAAAGCACGGACCAAACAGAGAAACCUACAUCAUGAAGGUAGUAGGAGAUUGUGUAUUGGUUAAGAUGGUUAGUUUUGAUAGGAAACACACACUAGAUGAUAAGAAGGAGCAAGACCCUUACAAGGUCAUAGCUCAACCAAAUGAGGACAUUCCAGUUUUCACAAUUCGAAAGGAAAAUGGUGAGGGUUGUAUCCGAACCCUACACAGAAAUCUCUUACUUCCAAUCAGUUUCCUGAACAAUUCUCCACUUACACCAGCUCCAAGGAAAACAAGAACAAAGUCUGUGACUAAAAGAGUCUGUGAGGAACCUAGAAAUACCCAGCAUGGAGAAUCUAGAGAGAGUGCUUCAAAAGAUGAUUCUGUUUGGGGUAUUGUUGUUAGUCAUGAAGAGCAGGAAACCAGCAGUCCAGUAACCGCUGAUGAGACUUUCAUUGCUCAGGAGACUAAUGGAGAGAAUCAAGAUUCUAUCGCUAGAGAUAGAGAAUGA